AUGGACCGAGAGGAGGCGAAAGAGCUCAGAGAGCGCUGUACCCAGUGCGCUGCAGUGUCUUGGGGUCUGACUGAUGAGGGCAAAUACUAUUGUACUUCCUGCCACAAUGUUACAGACAGAUCUAAGGAAGUUUUAAACAUCGAGGCGAUUCCUAACGCUAAAAAACAAGCUAUCAACCGGGGGCUUAAAGUGAGGAAAAAACACGAGAGAGGCUGGGACUGGUACGUGUGUGAAGGCUUCCAGCACAUUCUGUGUCAGCAGGCCGAGGCGCUCAAGGCCCUGGGGGUGGGCCCCGAGGUAAAGAGCCCAGUGUUACAUAACCUGUGGAAGCGCUACCUCCAGAAGAGCCAGCAGGCGUACUGCGAAAACCCGGUUCACACCAGGAAACGGAAGGCUGCGGCCCCGGGGAGCCCCAGCGCCUCGGACUGGGAGAGCGAGCCCGCGCUGCUGAGCGAGGCCAGCGGCCCCUCCCUGGGCGACAGCGGGGCUGACGGCUGCGGGAGGCCCUCCCCGCCCGGCAGAGCCUCCCAGUCAGAGAUGGCCUCCGUCUGCUCUGGGUCCCUGGACGGAGUCGAGUACUCGCUGCACAAGGAGAAGGGGCUGGUGAAGAUGACGGUGCCCGCCACCCUGGCUCUCUGCGGCCUGGCGCUGCUGUGGCAGCGGGAGGCGCUCGCCCUCUCCGACCUCCUGCGAUUUGUUGAAGAGGGCCAUAUUCCUUAUGUCAAUGCUUUUGAGCAUUUUCCAGAGGAGAUGAAACUAUAUGGGCGUGACAAAGGAAUCUUUGCGAUAGAGGCGUGGCCCAGCUACGAGGACAUCCACCGGAAGAUGAUCGAAGUCGCCACCUUCCUGGACCUGCCCCGCUUCCCGGCCAUCACGGAGGACUGCUACCUCCACCCCAACAUCCUGUGUCGGAAGUACCUGAUGGAAGUCAACCUUCCCGACGAGAUGCACGACCUCACCCGCCAGGUGGUGCAGAUGGCCGGCCUCGGGGAGGCGGACAUCCUGACCUUCGACCCCAUCGGCACCCGGGCGCGGGCCGUGAAGUACGAUGUGCAGGCGGCGGCCAUCAUCGUGGUGGUGCUGAAGCUGCUCUUCCUGCUGGACGACCACGUGGAGUGGUCUCUGUCGGAGAUUGCUGAGACUUAUAACCAAGAGAACAGAGAAGAUAAGCCAUGUUUUGAUUUCAGAAAAUGGUACCACGUUAUGAAGAAAUCCUUUGAUGAGAAAAAACAAAAAUGGGAGGAAGCCAGGGCAAAGUUCGUGUGGAAAAGCGAGAAGCCGCUCUACCAUUCGCCCAUCGACAGGUCCGUGGCGCACAAGCGGCGGGAGAUGGUGGUGAACCUGCAGAAACAGUUCAGCACGCUGGCUGACUCGGCACCGACAGCUGCCAAACACAGCCCUUCCAGUUUCCAGUUCCGCUGGGCGGGAGAGGGCCCCGGUGCAGUCUGCUUCCACGGGCACCGCCUCCGGGGCAUCCUGUGCAGGAAAGGCCGCUCGCUCAGGACCCGGAACUCGCUCUACUGGCUGAGCACUCAGAGGUUCUGCAGAAGCUACUGUAAGCAUGUGACGACCUAUGAAGAGUCCAACUUCUCGCUGAGUUACCAGUUUAUAAUAAAUCUCUUCUCGUUCCUGCUAAGGAUAAAGACCUACUUCCUCCACGAAGAAGUGAGCUUAAUUGAAAAGAGACUUUUUAAGACAAAAUACAGUAAACCAAAAACGAAACCUUCAAGAUCCAGGAAAGUGCGAAAAUGA
Messenger RNA from Pipistrellus nathusii (Nathusius's pipistrelle), 1752 nucleotides. NCBI's taxonomy places the organism in Eukaryota, Metazoa, Chordata, Mammalia, Chiroptera, Vespertilionidae. The record is from the annotation of a GenBank genome assembly.